CAGUUCCGUUCCGAACAAUAMACAACAACAACAACAACAACAACAACAAUGAAACCAACGAGGUCGAGCCGCUUUCUUUUGCUCGUGCUCCUGUUCCUCGUUUCCUUCCUGGUUCGUUCCACCAUGGGAGAAACGCUCCUGGUCAAGGCGCAGGACGAGGACGAGGACGCAGCCGACACCCCAGCCGUUGCAGACGAUGGAGGGGACGAAACAGAAACCGACACCGAGACAGAUCCAGCAGCGGAGGGAGACGCCGAGGGAGAUGGAGAUGAUGGAGACGGCGAAGAAGGCGACGACGGCGACGAAGAAUCCGACGAAACCGGGGAGGAAGGCGACGCCGAGGACGACGACGAAGGAUUUCAGGUCGAGGACCUGCUGCCGGGAUUCGAAAACACCGACGCCGACAACUUUGUGAAAGGCUACAUCCUCGGUAACCCAGAAUACUACCAAGAGUUAUACGUUGCGGUGAGUCUAGGUUGACAUUGGAUUGGUUUGUGUGACAAAUACCGCUUCGAAUCUCCUGGGUUGUAGGGACAGCUUGGAAGGCCAAUGACAACCGAGGCGCGUGGGAAUUGAAUAGGGUUGAUUUGAAUUGUAUUUCGCAUUAAAUGAACAAUUCAAUUGCAUUCAGCGUUGUUUGUUUGCCAAGGAAAAUGAUCAUUGUCUUGUCGUCUCUUUAUUUCUGUUUUAUAUGAAUCAUCUUGCUAACCACCUGUUUCCGUACAACCAAUCAUUCACAGCCCAAAGCGGUCACGAAGUUCAACAACCUGCCCCGCUUUGGCCACUCCGACGACUUUUCCUUGCUGAUGGGAGACUACCCCGACCACUAUUACCUAGGUCUCCUCUUUGUCGGGACCUUGAUUCUGACUAUCUUUUUCUUCUGGGGGAUCGCUAUUGGCAUUUUCAAAUGUAUCGGGCCGAAGCACGUUGGCUUCCUGGCGGGCUUUCCCUUUCAGGUCGAGGGCAAAAAGUCGGCGGCCGGACGCGUAGUAUUUAGUGUCGGCGCGUGGAUGAUGAUCGUCUCUACCAUCUUCCUGAUCUCACUGGGGCUACCACGCAUGCAGUACCUGUCGGACUCGAUUGCAUUCACCGCCGACGAAAUCCAGAUCGUCGAAAAGGAGGUCAAGUAUAUUGUCACCACUCUGCUCGUUGUUUCAGCCAAGACAAAGCCGAUCCGUGACGAGCUGGUCGAUUUCCUCAAGCGGGACAUCUGCCCCCUCGAGCCCGGAAGCGACACAGAGGACCAGGUCCGAUCCGUCGGGGAGGACACCUACGAUGCCAUGACGGAUCUCGAAGAUUUCAUCGAGGGAUACCUGCUGGACGUUGAGGAUGGGGUCAACACGACCAACACGUUUACUAGCAACAUCCUCGCCGUAACGGACAUGGCACAAUUCGUUGGAAAUCCGGUGGUCACGGCCAUCGUCUUUCCUUACUUUAUCAUUCCGAUCAUCCUACUGGUGGCGGUGGGAAUGGGCUGGUAUGAUUUCUACAGCGAGACCUUCUACUCUUUUGUCACCUGGCUGGUGGUGCCCCUCCUGGUGCUGUUGACGAUACUGGCCUUCGUCACGGCCACCACUCUGGUGGUGGCCAUCCAGGCCAACGCCGAUAUCUGCGUUUCCUCCGGUGCCCCAGAGGACUCCAUUCUCGGGGUUCUGAACAAUCUGGACCUGGAGGACGACAGUGGAAGUCAAUCCAAGGACGACAACGGGCCUUCCGACAAUUUCUUUUACGAUAUCAUGGUCUUCUACACCCACCAGUGCACUAAACCCAAUCCCUGGGAAUUCAUGGAGGGACAUUACGCGGAUCUGGCCCGGGGCCGAAACAUCCUCGGAGAAUUCAUCCGGUCGAUCGAGGACACGACGUUACUGGAGCUGUCCCAGGAAUGCGGCAUGGAGUACGGGCCCAUCGUGGUCCUGCUGAAAAGUCUUCAGGACCUCAUCACCAUUCUGUCGCAGACGUCGAUUCGGGCUCUCACCCUCAUGUCCUGCCGGAACGUCGUCCCGCUCUACACGGCCUGGAUCUACGAGUCAACAUGUACACUGGCUCCGGUCUCGCUGAACCUGGUGUUCAUGUGCAUUGUCUGCAUCGCCUUUUUCGGGAUGGUGUGUAUCACCUUUCGCGGAGCCUACUACCCAAUCGACUUUUAUUACUACGAUGCCACCGGGAGGGGCGACAAACAAGAACUCUACCCGACCGACGAGGUUGGCGAUAGUGGCCUGGCGGACACACCAUGCAACGAGAAGGUGUUGGAGGAGCAGGAAGACCAGUGCAUCGAUGCUACGGAGGCCAUGGAGGAGUCCAUCGAGAUACAGAUUUACCACGACGACGAGGAAAAAGAAUACGAAACCGAUGACGACGAGCAAGACCAUGAGAAGAACUUUCUGCUUGACAAAUACGGGGAACCCAUGGAAGGGCCGGACGCAGCCCAACACAGUGUGGGUACCAAUGGCAGUUACCGAGGAAUUGAUAGGAACGGAGACUCGCACGCCGUAUACAGCGACGAUGACGACGAGAUGACCUUCCACUCGACUUUUGACGAUGAAUACGAAUACAACUCUGCCGCAGAAGAAGAAUCAGAGACAUUCUCGUACGUGUCGUAAGCAUGAAACAUCGCACAGCAAAACACAGAUCACGGUAUGACAUCUCAACAAAGGGACUCCUGCCGACGCACGCGCGCGCACCAAAAACAGAGGUUGCAUUUGGGAUUCUUAUGCUAUACCACGGUAUGACAUCUGCAGAACAUGAACCAUAAAGUUGUACCAGUGCC
Pseudo-nitzschia multistriata is the source of this 2767-nucleotide messenger RNA. The record is from the annotation of a GenBank genome assembly. NCBI's taxonomy places the organism in Eukaryota, Bacillariophyta, Bacillariophyceae, Bacillariales, Bacillariaceae.